UGUUUUAUAUGAUCAUGUUGUCCGUGAAUGUCUACCUUAUUUUAACUUUUCAUCUCUAACCUGAGGGACUGCAAGUAAACAAUAAUCAACAAAACAGUAGUAUAAAAACACUAUAUAUUAAUUAUCAUUGUCAGUUAAAUAUAUAGUUAAAUUCAUAAUGGAUGUAUUUCUAAUGAUUCGGCGAAAAAAUAUGACGAUAUUUACUGAUGCCAAAGAUAAUACGACAGUUCUUGAACUUAAAAAAAUUAUAGAAGGUAUAUUAAAAAUACCACCUGUGAAUCAACAGCUGUUCAACAAGGACAAUGUUCUAAUGUCAGAUAGUAAAUUUUUAUCUGAUUAUGGAUUAACAUCGGCAACUGCAAAACCACAAUGCCCUGCAUUAGUAGGAUUAGCUGUACGUCAAGAAAAUGGUCAAUUUGAACCUUUAGAGAUGACACCAUUCUCAUUACCACCUGAUUUACCAGAUGUCAUGAAAUCUCAAGAAGCUAACGGACAGGAACAAUCACCUUGAAACAUCAUGAAACAACUGAUGAUAAAGUGUUGACUUCAAUACAAUUUUAUAAUUGUCAAAUAUUUCCAAAAAGGCUAACAGCUUAAACAAAUAUGAUGUGAAUAUUAACAACUUUAUACAAAUGUUAAAAGUAUUUUGAGGCUUUUUAACUUUAUUAGGUGAGAUUAUUAUUAAUUUUUUAGACUACUGUUAAUUGGGUUUUGUUGUUUUCUUGUAAGCAAUAAUCAGGUACUGCGUGAAUAUUUGACUGAAAAAAAUAAUAAAAAGUAAAAUUUAUAAUUCAGUACUCUAUUUGAAUUUAUUGUAAUCGUUUUUACAAGUACAAAAAUAUUUCAACACUUUGUUACUAUUGUCAAAACAGACCAAAUACCUCACUCAUAUGUAAUUUAUAAUUGUAGAUUGUAUUUUAUUUCACAACAUUUUAUGUUUCCAGUUAAAUUAAGUUUUAUUUGAAUACAUCUUUUUAGUUUAUAAAGUAAUUUUUUUAUUAAGUUUGAAAUAUAAAAUGCCUCAAAUUUUGUAAAAUAUAUAUAGCAAUGUCACUUAUUGCUUAAAAUGCAAAAUUAAAAAAUAUUGAUUGUAAAAACUUCGAAUAUUAGGUUUUACAGUUACAAAAUAGAAAUUUGAAAAUGUGAUAAUUAUAAAUAGUGUACGUAAUUUUAACAAAUUGAUUACAUUUGAUACAUUACAUCAAGUAAAUAAUCAUUUUGGUAUAAAAUACAAUACUUCUAUCAAUUAUAUUUUACUAUACCAUAACACCUUGUUAACUUUAUUUACGUGUAUUCGUUAAUUUAUUUAUUUGAAAAAUUGCAUGUAUAUUUAUUAUAUAGAAUUAUGAAUUUAAAAAAUUAUAUGCAGUUUUAUGCAAUAUAUGAAUACAUUGAAUGUAUUCAUAUAACAUUUAACAUAUGAAAUACUCGCAAAUAUAUUGCAGUAUUAAAAAAUUACUUAAUGCAUUAAGUAGGUCUAAAUUGCUUAAACUAACAAUAUUUUUAAAAAAAUUAAGAUGUCACUAUAGUGCAAUAAGUUAAUUUAAUUACUUAUUUACAUACAUUCAUCAUAGAAUGUUCAAUACUGUAGGUAUUACUAAGAGGAUUUGAACAAAAUGCUAACAUUUCUAGAUCAUUACUGCAAUGGUAGACUAUAUAAAUCUACAUAUCUUGAAAUUAAAAAUAAUGAGUAAUCAAGCAUAUAAACCAAGGCAGUUGAUAUCUACUUGAGCAUUUAACUUGCUAUACAUAAAAUAUAUACAUAACAUAAACAUAAAAUUUGUACGAAAGUAUGCAUGAAUAAUUAAGCUAAGCAAUUAACAUAUUCUAUUCUAUUAAAGUGAGGCACUAUUUAAUACAUUUUUAAUACACAUGUAAUUUAAGUUUUCAAAUACUGAACAUUUAAAAUUAGUGGUGGCUUUUAUAAAACAAUUAAACUUUUAAUCAUAUAAUGAUUAAUGUAAAACAGUAAAUAAUUAUGUAUUAUUUUAUAAAAUCAUCUUGAUUUGUGUUCUUGCUCUCUUAUUUUGAUUACCAUAUACAAGUUUAAAUAUAAAAUGUUACUGAAUCUCAUCUCUAGUGCAUAUUGUACAAUGUUUACUUAUUAUUGAUUUAAAUAAAUUUACUAAUAUCGCUCAAUGGUA
This is a messenger RNA of Frieseomelitta varia, 2144 nucleotides long. RefSeq names its product elongin-B (gene EloB). Gene Ontology annotation, biological process: transcription elongation by RNA polymerase II. The transcript has 3 exons. The record is from RefSeq and is a predicted model, not a curated record. NCBI's taxonomy places the organism in Eukaryota, Metazoa, Arthropoda, Insecta, Hymenoptera, Apidae. Gene Ontology annotation, molecular function: protein binding. The coding region runs from base 158 to 511 and encodes 117 amino acids. Gene Ontology annotation, cellular component: VCB complex; elongin complex.